This is a messenger RNA of Diorhabda carinulata, 10325 nucleotides long. RefSeq names its product phosphatidate cytidylyltransferase, photoreceptor-specific. The record is from RefSeq and is a predicted model, not a curated record. Gene Ontology annotation, cellular component: endoplasmic reticulum membrane. Gene Ontology annotation, molecular function: phosphatidate cytidylyltransferase activity. Lineage: Eukaryota; Metazoa; Arthropoda; Insecta; Coleoptera; Chrysomelidae. The transcript has 7 exons. The coding region runs from base 344 to 1717 and encodes 457 amino acids.
CUAAUCUUGCCAACUGUCAGUGUCAGCUCUGUAAUUUAAAAUAUAUGCUUUCUUGGUAUAAUAUUGUGUUUAAAAAAUUUUUGGUGAAUUAAAAAAACGAUUUUCGUAUUGGAUAUAGUAAAGGCUAUUGUGCGAGUGGGAAAGUAUCCACAAUUAAGUUUGACAAAGUCUCGUUAACUAAAAAUUCCUAGAUGGCGUAAAGACCACAUCCUGUAAAGUCUGUUAUUGAUUUUGUAUAUAAACACAAUUUACCAAAUUAGAUUUAUAAAUCAAGCAUUCAAUUUGCGCAAUUAAAUUAAUUAGGUGUUAUUAGUAAGAACUAUUAAUUCAGAUCGUCUUUACAAUGUCCGAAGAAUUGAGAAAACGACAUGUCGGCGAAGAAAAUACAGAUCCAAAACUUGUUAGGGCAGAGUCAAAUAGCAGUACUGAAAAUCUUGUAGGCAAUUUAAGGGAUAGUGAGAUUGACAGUGAGGAUGAUAAAAAUGGUAGAAAAGCAAGUAUUGAUUUGUCGGGAACCAUUCCCAUAGGUACAAACAAAGCACCAUUUCUUUUGGAAACGGUGCUUCAAGAUUUACCUGACAGAUGGAGAAAUUGGGUAGUACGAGGUGUCUUUAGUUUUCUUAUGCUGACUUUUUUCUUUGUCGUAAUAUACGGAGGACCUUUAGCGCUUAUGAUUACAACUUUGGUAGUACAAGUGAAAUGUUUUCAAGAAAUAAUUAACAUUGGAUACACUGUCUACCGUAUUCAUGGUCUUCCAUGGUUUAGAUCAUUGUCGUGGUACUUUUUAAUCACCUCGAAUUAUUUUUUUUAUGGAGAAAGUCUUGUCGAAUACUUUGGUGUAGUCAUUAAUCGAACGGAAUAUUUGCGAGUUUUAGUUACAUACCACAGAUUUAUAUCGUUUUCUUUAUACUGCUGCGGUUUUGUACUUUUUGUUCUGAGUCUAGUCAAAAAGUAUUACAUGAAGCAAUUCUCUUUGUUCGCUUGGACUCACGUGGCCCUUCUAAUAGUUGUCACUCAAUCUUAUUUGAUCAUUCAGAAUAUAUUCGAAGGACUCAUAUGGUUUAUAGUACCGGUAUCAAUGAUCAUAUGUAAUGAUAUAAUGGCGUAUGUUUUUGGAUUCUUUUUUGGUAAAACGCCAUUAAUUAAAUUGUCUCCGAAGAAAACUUGGGAGGGUUUCAUUGGUGGAGGAAUAUCUACUGUUGUGUUUGGAUUUGCGAUAUCUUACGUCAUGUGCCGUUAUCCAUAUUUUGUUUGCCCGAUUGAGUAUAGCGAAGCAUUGGGACGCAUGACAAUGGAAUGUGAACCUGGUAUUUUAUUCAGACCUACCAAUUACAAGUUACCAGAUUUUUUAACCGCGUUCGGUUUGGUGGACAGUAUAUAUCUUUAUCCGUUUACGCUGCAUUCUUUGUCAUUAUCAGUCUUCAGCAGUGUGAUCGGUCCCUUCGGAGGAUUUUUCGCGUCAGGUUUUAAGAGAGCAUUCAAAAUUAAGGAUUUUGGUGACGUCAUACCAGGACAUGGAGGUAUAAUGGAUCGAUUCGAUUGUCAAUUCCUAAUGGCGACGUUCGUGAACGUUUACAUAAGUAGUUUUAUACAAAGGGACAGUCCGCAGAAAUUGCUGACGCAAGUUCUCUAUCUAAAGCCCGAACAACAGCUUCAACUAUUUCAUAUGUUGAAGGAUAGUUUGGAAUCGCGAAAUAUUUUAUUACCCAACAUUUAACUUGCAUUUUUAUAGCCAGUUGCACUGACAUUAUUUUAAUUCGAUAGCUCCAAAAUGAUAUAUCUAUCAAAAUGUCGAUAUUUGAAUGUUUAAUUUCAAUUCUGGUGUCUUACAGUGUGUUAGUUGUCUCGAAAUGUUGUUUUCGAACAGUUUUUUUUUUCAAAAAUAAUGUCAUUGUCGGCUGCUGUUAUUUAUUCCAUUUUAUAAAUUUGAAAACAAAAUAUAUAUAUACGAAUAUAUUUAUUUAUUUGUGCCAUUAAAUUUGUUAGAUUUAUAAUUGAUAUCUACGAAGUGUGUCUAAAAGGUUCAGUGAAUGGUAUUCGAAAAAAACAAAAUGAUCGUCAUCGUACGCAACACACUUUUAACAAUGUUCAUAAAACUUUUGAAAAUUCGCAGAAAAUGCCUUUUCCAGAUUCGAUCGUUGUCCUUGGACGACCGAGAUAUCCGCAAAAUUUGCCCCUUUCAGAACAUCACAGAUCUGGGAAGUCUUUUUUGUCCAAGACUGCGUCGAUUUUCUCAUUUCCCCAUUUAGUAUUUCAAAUACUUACUCUUCCCGUGCUUUGUCCUUCAUUUCCUGUUAAGUUAGCAAUCCACUAUCCGCACUAAUUUUUUUCAGCUUUUUAGUUUCUCUUCUUUUUACAUUUUUCGCAAUUUGUCUCUUCUUUUUUAGUUAGUUUCGCUGCCUUUGUGUUGUCGCCCAUUAUUAACAUAAAUUCCUCAAAUUUUUUACUUUGAUGCUUGCCUCCCUAUUUUCUAUUACUUCUUCCUUUUUUUCCUCUUUUUUUUACUGCUCUUCCAGAGUAUCUUCUUUUUUUUAUCCGUAUCCAAGAUAAUGGGCAACAAUGCCUCGUCGGCGGUGUUUAGCUCGACAAUUUCUUCCGUACCCUCUUCUUCCUCUAUUGUUAAAAUUGACUGCUUCAGGUCAGAUCUACUAAACGUUUUUUUACCUUCCUCCACCGCUUUAGUAAUUCCUCUUCAAACCCCCUUCUCCCUUUCUUCUGACUUAAUCCUCUACGGUCCUCUUCCUCAUCUCCGGCGAGGCGAGGCGAGGCAGUGCGUGCUUACCUCGCUAAAGCAGACUACCUGGGAGGUCGCCAGGUAUCCCAGAGGUACCAUUCGAGACUGUAUAACGCCCAGCCAUUCAUCCCCUAACCACUGUGACUAAUAAUAUAGGGUUACGGAUCGAGGUAUACUCCUCUAGGUCUCUGGGAUCCGUGAGUGAUUAUUAGAGAACAUAUUUGUUCCUUACCUAUCAUCUAUGCGGUUGGUUCAUCUGUCGUGUUUUCUCUUACAAAAUGGAGAUAUCCAAGUCGGAUCACUCCUUCCGGUGAGCCAUUAGGAUAGGACAUAUCCCCCUCCCCAAAGACUCCAUCGAGUUAUUGGGGUUCGUAGUUUAUACUUAAUUGUGGGUAGUCAAGGGGCCGUCGAGCCCCACUUGGCUGAGGAUUUGGAGUGAAUCACUUCCGGUCUCCUCCAUUUGACCUUUUCGGGUAGCUCUCUCAACUGUAGCAUAACAUGUCGGAUGAUCUCCUAGAACGAAUUUCUGUUGGUACCAUUGUUGUGGAAGAAAAUUGGAAUUUGACAGAAAGUUAACUACAUUGGAUCAAUUUUCUCUUGGAAUCCGGAUCUAACUAGUAGCAUCAGGUGUCAUCUCAUUUGAUGAUGGUUAGCAGAAAGGAUGAAUCCAAAUGUGUGCUCUGCUUGACUAUAGCGGCUUCGACAGUAGUUCCCUUGACGUCCCUAAAACCAUUUUUAAACACACCUGGUUGCGGUUUAUGCCCAGUUUCACCAACGUUUCCUAUUUAUCUGGAGCUAUUCAAUCGUUGCUUCAUUGCAUGGUGACACAAUCUCUUGUUCGACUGCCCGUAACGGGUUUUCCCAUUAUACCAUCGAGGCUAUUUGGCGAUCCUUAAUAUAUCAUGUACAAGCGCGUGCUCGUAGCGGACCAUUCAUCAAAUUUUUUCGACAUACCUCGUAUAUUUAUACACAAUUUAUUGUUUCGUUGAAUUAUUUUUAUUUUAUUUAUUGAUCUCUAGGCUUCAAUAUAUUUUUUGGUGUACAUAUAAAGUCCUUUGUUGGGGAAGAUAUAUACAGUGUGUCGUAGGAAAACUAGACAUACCAUUGGUAUUUCCUGUUAAUAGAAGUAAUCUCAUAAGAUCUUAAUUACCAUUAUAUCGACAAUAGUUUACGGUUUUUUAUAUUUUUGUUGAUAGUUGAAAACAUUUUUUUCGAUUCUGAUUGAUCCUACUGACAGCGCCAAUUAUAAAUUUGAAAAUUUUCGUUUUUGAUUCUCUAUUUAUGUUUUUUUUUCAGUUGAGGUUAAUACUGGAAUAUUUAAUCUAGGAAGUAUUAUUUUUACGUGCUGUAGAACAUUUCUGCGAAUGUUAUUGGGAUUAUUCUUCCAUUAAUUUUUUAAUCCGUUUUUAUAAGUUUGCAGAAGUACAACUAAAAUAAUAGUUGUGCUGGUAUCUGAUGUAGGGAGGGAUAGAGAACUGAAUAUCCAGAUUUCAGUGAAUACAGGGUGAUUAUUUAAAUACCAAAGUGACUAAUACAUGGUGUAAUCGGUAAAUCUGGAUUUUAUAUUUACCAAAAUAAGCUUGUGUUAGUUUUUAAUCAAUUAUUUUCAUUGCAUUGCUUCUAUGAUUUUUUUUGUAAUUAUUUGAAUUGUAUUUGUCUAUGUUCUAGCAGAUAAUUGUGGUGAUUAGAGCUCCCAUAAAGUGCAUUUUAAACACACACUAGAGUUCCGCUAAAAGGGUGAAAUUAAACAGUUUCGUACUAUCUUUAGUAGCAAAACGACAGUGACUUUUUAAGAAAAAUUAGACGAAGCAUUGAACAAUCUUAUUGACAGUAACUAAUCAUUUACUUGUAGUUGCAGUUUCUUCUAUUCUCAAUAACUGCGAAGAAACUGUUAGCGGACAUUGAAGUAGCUAUUAAAUACCUUGAGCGGUACAAUCUGCACCAGGAUUUAAAAUAGACAAACAACUGGCAACUGUGUUAUCCUGAUGAAAUGCUUCUGUAACGUUAUGUACAGAAACCAAAAGAAAUUUUGAUUGGAUCGUGCCUUGUACCAAGACUGGUUUGAAAGAUUACCCCCUAGUGCUUUGUUACUCAUGGACAAAUCACAAUCCAGAAGAAAUGGAACUUGUUUGUGGUGGUCUUAACGUCACUUUAAUUGUGCAGCCCUUGAACUAAGAAAAAUACUUCUCCGAAGGGAAUUAGGGACUGAUAAUGUUGCAUAGAAAAAUCAUCAUCAAUGAUCAUGAUUUUUUGCAGAUAUCAUGGACUGGUUUAGAGUUUGUCUAAAUGCAACUUCUUCAACUAGUGAAAAAAACCAGAUUGCAGGAAUGUAGAAGAAGAUUUUGACGGAGAGUAGUCGACUGUGGAAUUGUACGUUGAUCAAGGCUGAUCUCCAUGCAGUUGAUGGUGAGGAAGAAGGGAAAGAACGGAUUCCAGCCAGUGCCUUGGAUCUGGGCUACGUCGAGGCUGGUAUCCAUACAGUUGACGGUGAGGAAGAAGGAAAAGAACGGAUUCCAGCCAGUGCCUUGGAUCUGGGCUACGUCGAGGCUGGUAUCCAUACAGUUGACGGUGAGGAAGAAGGGAAUUAACAGAUUCCAGUCAGUGCCUUUGAUCUGGGCUACGUCGAGGCUGAUCUCCAUACAGUUGACGGUGAGGAGGAAGGGAAUAAACAGAUUCCAGUCAGUGCCUUUGAUCUGGGCUACGUCGAGGCUGAUCUCCAUGCAGUUGACGGUGAGGAGGAAGGGAAUAAACAGAUUCCAGUCAGUGCCUUUGAUCUGGGCUACGUCGAGGCUGAUCUCCAUGCAGUUGACGGUGAGGAGGAAGGGAAUAAACAGAUUCCAGUCAGUGCCUUUGAUGUGGGCUACGUCGAGCAACAUUUUGAGUCAACGCCACUGAUAAUGUAUUAAUGGCGUCGGCAAAAAAUUACAUCUUUAAGUUAUUCAAUGAAUUUUGUCCAACUAUAUUACUGUCUAUAAAUUUUGCUGGUCGAUAAUUUUUUUUGUCGCAAAUUGGCGGGACUCUAGUGUACUAUCUUUGUGGUAUCCAAACGAUCAGUUUGACUUGUUAUAGGUUGAAGGACACUGCUUAAAACCUUCCAAAAAUGGAAGUACAAAACCGUUUGAGUGCGGCGGGAUUUAUACUGACACAGAUCUAUAGCGAAAUGAUUUAUUAUGUGCAAAUAAAACAACUAACAAUGCAGAGUUUGUUGUUGUUUGUGAUUUUUCGUUUUCAUCAAAUCAAAUUGUUUCUUGUUGUUCUAGCUGUACAGUAAAAGCUCCUUACUCGCGCAAAAUUUCUUUAGUCGCGGAUCUAAUCGGUACAAUGUAUUCCAAUAGGUAUCCGACUCAAUAUCCUUUGUAAAUCCUUCCUCAAAUGGACUAAUAAAAAAGUAAAAAUGGAUUUAAACUUUGACUGCAUACACAGCCGAAAUCGCGAAUCGAAUAGGACGAGAUGGGUUCGAACAUUCAGGAUAUGCUCGAAUCACAAGAUGAGGAUUUGACUGGAACCGACUUGGAGGAAAAGUUGAAUUCAUAGCACGUUGAAGAAGAGGCUUCAACGAGCAAUAGAAUCGUGAUAUUUCGUCUCGGUUCGAACAGAAAGAAUCAAUAGGGUCAUAACUAAGUUGGAAUUUCUGGAACCUUUGGUUAUAUUCAUACACCAACACUCACGAUUGCACUGUCUGAUGCGCGUUUCGAUAACCAAGUUAUCGUCUUCAGAAACUGAAGGUAAACUGACUUCAAAGAUUGACAGUUUACCUUCAUUGCGUUCCAUAAUCACGGUUUCUGUAGUCGCGGCAAAUUUACGGCGCGAGUAAAGAACUUUUACUGUAUUUAACUAACAGUACAAUUGGUGCUUGGAUUUUAUUAAUCGUGACAUUGUUAAGAUGAUUCUAGAAGUUUUAAAUCGUGUACUUUCUUCUAAUAGUUUGUUUUAGUAUCUUUAAACGUAGUAUACACUUGAUUGUUUAUACGUCCGAUGUGUACAGGUAUUUCUGUAUAUUCUGCAAUGUUAAUUUGAAACAUCCUGUACAAAAUUUGUUUAGAACGUAACCGAACGUGUAAGCGGUGAAUUCUUUAAUAUUUUUUAUAGAUUUGGUGAUUAAGCAAUAUAGAUUUUUGUGAUGGAGGGUACGGAAUUUUUUGUUUACCUCGUACAAUCAAAAUUCGUACAAACUAAAACUAAAUAAAAAAUUCGAAAAUAGUUCAAAUGCAGUAACUUUUUCCAAAAUUACGUUAAUAACAAUUUGAGUUAUUUAUAAACUGUCAAUGUAACGAUACACCUACAAGAAUAUUUGAACCAUUUUGGUUGGAUAAGGAAAAAUUUUUAUAGGAGGAAGGUUUGUUGGAGUUGGCCCUGAUAUAGGAGUUGCUCCUCUGCAGGGCUGAGGUUGUGACGGUUGCGUGGGGUUGUGUUUUCUGUCCCGCUGGAAAGGAGAAAAACCAUUGGCCAAAAGAGAACGAAAGGUAACUCUAAAUAAGUAAAAAACAUUUUAAUGCUUGUUGCCAAUAGCCGGAGGGGCGGAUAGGGGAGUUUACUAUUUGGAUUUGAGCCGAGGAGCCGUAUAUUAUUGAGCCAGGGAAGAAGAAGGGUUUCUUUGGCAGCGAAGUUGUUUGAUUCGAUGGUACGAAUCACAUAGCGGGCUUGGAGGUCAUUUAGACGACUUGGGAUGAGGGUUAUGUCUGUAUUGACAUAAUCGGGGAUGAUCGAUUGGUAACGUUAGUCUUCUUUCCUCUUUAACUUGUCCUUUGUCUACAUAUGUAUGCAGUUGCCGAAUGUUUUUACAUCUUGAUGUAGCCAGUGAUUAGUAAAACGCCAAGUUUUACCAGUGAAAAUUGAAAGACUGUGUGUUUCUGAAAUAUAUAAUUGAACCCAGUGAGUUACAGUAUUAUGAAAUGUUCAACUUUUGUUUUUAAUGUAAAGGUGAAAAAUAAGUUAGUAAAAGCUCUUUUGAAGCUAGAAUAACUCCCGUCUGCAAAUAUACUUAUACCUUCGUUGUGAUUUUGUACAUUAGCUCUUUGAGUUUCCAAAUUUCAUCUGUUGGUAGUUUUUGCCAUUAAUUUUUUUAAAAACUGGUUAAUAAUACAAGCAAAGUGUAAAUGACACCUGAAACGCUACAAAUCAAUUUCAAAUGCGUUAAUAAUAAAAUUUAAAACCUGGCAACGUAGCAAGUUACUACUAACCUAAAAAUGUUUGGUAUUGGAGGCUCGCUUUUGGAUGAUUGGAAUAUAGAAAAACGUUUAAAUGACAAUUGAAACGUCAAUAAUGAAACAAAUUUAAAAGUGGCAACACAGCAAAUUACUGCUAACCUAAAAAUGUUUGGUAUCAGAAGCUUGAAGGUGGUGAAUGAUGGAAAAUUCAAAUUGAAUGAUUAGAAUGGGCAAAGGGGUGUCAGUGGCGCCUCAAACGUCAGAAAUGAUUCUAAACGUACCAAUACAAGACGUCUGAAAUGUCAAAAAUGUGCGGAUUCCAAGCACAGCUAACCUAAAAUUUUCGGUACGGUAAAAUUCAAAUCGUAUGAUUGAAAUGAGUGGAAAUAUAAAUGACAAUUGGAACAUCAAAAUUAAAUAAAUAAACAAAUUUUAAUCGUGACAAGGUACUGCCAGCCUAAAAAUUUCUGGUAUGAGAAGAUUGAAGAUGGUGAAUGAAGGAAAAUUUAAUCAGAAUGAUUGGAACGGACAAAAAAGUUCCAAUUGCAUUUGAAACGUUAAAAAUUUAUUGAAAACUUUGAUGACAGAGUAUUCAAAAAGAUGAUUGAAGAAAAAAAAAUAGCAAUGAUACCUGAAACGUCAAAGAUGUGCGAAUUUCGAACGAAUGUUUGAAAAGUAUGAAAAUAGUAUAUAUACGUGGCAAGACAGCAAGUUACUGCCAACCUAAAUGAUUAUUCAAAAUAAACUGUGAUUUGGACAUAACCUAGAAUUUGGAGUACGAAUUUCGAUUGUAAACGUGAAUGUGAUAUACAUUUGUUAAAGUAUUGGUUGUUUUUACGUUUAUUUUUUUUGUAGUGGUGAAAAAAUAUAGAUUAUUAUUUUGUUGAUUUAUGUUUGUCUUCCAAUUUUGUCAACCAAUUGUUUAGAAAAAUAUAUCUAGUUCAAUCAAUUUAUCUAAUGUAAGAUUUAAUAUUUGAAUAUUUUUUCACGUUUUUCAUUUUAUAAUUUUCGAAUUUUGAGGUCUAUAUCAAAAUUUGAAUACUGCAUUUAUACAUUUCUUCAGUUUUCCUUAUUUGACUUAAACUCCUCAAUACAAUUACAUGCCAUAUUCUUGCCCAAACAGAAUUGCCAAUCUUGAAAUAAUAAAAAUAACAGUUUGCAAUUUUGACAAUUGAAGUUACUAUUGCCCCAAGUACAAAAUAUCUAAAUACGUACAUGACAUACGUUGGCAACCGUCUGUCAUCGAUGUUAUAAAAUGCGUUGUUGUCAAUUUUUAACAAUUUUGACAUUUUCAGUGACUAUUUCUCCCAGGAAAAAAAUUCAAAAUACGUACAUGAAAUAAUUGGUCGUGUAUAGGGGUAAAUUACAUUUUAAACGUUGGCAACCCUGUGGCAUCGGUGUUAUAAAAUACAUUAUUGUCAAUAUCGAGCAAUUGUGUCAAAAUUUCUUAUUGUCCUACUAUUCUUUUUUUAUACUUCAAUUUUUGACAUAUGGAAAUAAAUUAGUCCUCGAAAUUAUGAAAUUUUCUCUUAUUUUUUUGUGGUCUAAUUGAUUCAUUCGGCAACAUCAUUUUUUUAAAUUCAUUAUUUAUAAAUGAUCGAAAAUUUUAAGUAACAAAUCAUUCUCUUCAGAUUCUUAUUGUUUAAGAUCAUACAUAUCGACGUUGAAAAGUGGAUCGAACCAUAAUCAUAUUUUGUAACAUUUCAAUCGAUAUUCCGUAACACAAUUUAUUUUGUACGACGUUGUAUAAUCGAUAUUUGAUGUAAUAAAUAUCCCUAAAAACAUUUUCCCCCUAAAUUUGAUGGGAAAAUCCUUAAGUUGGUAACCCUGUCGGGUCGUUGUCAUAUGAUCUGGAAAACAGAUGGGUAAAUACAAUCAGCUGACGGGAUGUUUCAUAAGUCUAUGGUUUUUAAACUUAGAAAUUUUCUUAAUACCCUUAAAUGACUCUCUACUAUUAAUUUUCAUGAUUAACGUCCUUGAUAGGUUACUGACGUUUAUGCGUUUUUAUACUUUUCGUCAUUUCAGCAUAAACAUAAAAUCGUCGUAUUAAACUUUAGUGGAAAAUCCGUGUGAGAGGGUAAACUAUCACAUAUUUAGAUCCUGAUUUAAAUUUGAAAUUUCCACAGAAUAUUGAAUGUGACGUUCGGAAACUGUGAUGUAAAUCUCUUUCUGGGUUAUGAUCCGCAAUCAUCUGAUCGGUGAUCUAUCCGAAUACGAGAAUAUUCCAUAGAGAAACAUGCAGGUGUGAAGGGAGUUAAUAGAUGAAAAUUAAGUAAAUUAUGAAAACAUUCGAUAUUAUUGAGGAGUCUGUGGUUAAAAAUGUUACUUGUUAUGAUUAUGAAAGUGCAUUUAUUAGUAUUGAAAUGUUUAGAUGAAUUAUGUUAAUAGAGUAUACCUAUAUGAGAAUUGAUGUAAAAAAAUAUAAUAAAUACAUAUAAAGUAAA